This is a messenger RNA of Aaosphaeria arxii CBS 175.79, 1345 nucleotides long. Its product is annotated as Fibrillarin. Gene Ontology annotation, biological process: rRNA methylation; box C/D sno(s)RNA 3'-end processing. Gene Ontology annotation, cellular component: box C/D methylation guide snoRNP complex; nucleolus; small-subunit processome. The record is from RefSeq and is a predicted model, not a curated record. The coding region runs from base 162 to 1127 and encodes 321 amino acids. NCBI's taxonomy places the organism in Eukaryota, Fungi, Ascomycota, Dothideomycetes, Pleosporales. The transcript is spliced from 11 exons. Gene Ontology annotation, molecular function: histone H2AQ104 methyltransferase activity; RNA binding; rRNA methyltransferase activity.
GCGGGAACAACAAGAAGACCACUCGAAGGUCGCUCAGUAAAAACAGAAGGGGCAGCUAUCUAUCUAGCUUGCACGUCGUUUCCACUCGAUCUUGCUCCUAUUCGAAGCAAGCCGUGUCAAGAACUUUUUUUUUCCGAUACCAAACACCUUAAGCAGAAAAGAUGGCAUUCACCCCUAGAGGAGGAUCCCGAGGCGGUCGCGGCGGUGAUCGCGGUGGUCGCGGCGGUAGUCGAGGAGGAUUUGGAGACCGUGGUGGACGCGGUGGAGGCUCUUUCGGCAGAGGCGGUGGCCGUGGAGGAGGAGGUCGUGGUGGAAGAGGAGCACCAAGAGGCCGCGGUGCUGGUGGUCGCGGUGGCCGUGGAGGUGGUGCCCCUGGUGCCAGAGGAGGUGCCAAAGUGAUUAUUGAGCCUCACCGACAUGCUGGUGUAUUCGUCGCACGAGGUGGCAAGGAAGACCUUUUGGUGACGAAGAACCUUACUCCCGGCGAGAGCGUCUAUGGCGAGAAGCGCAUCAGCAUUUCAAAUACUGCCGCUGCCGCCAACAACACGGAUGCGCCCGCUACCACGACCGAGUACCGUGUCUGGAAUCCUUUCAGGUCCAAGUUGGCUGCUGGUAUCCUUGGUGGUGUUGAUAACAUCUACAUGGGUCCUGGCUCAAAGGUUCUUUACCUUGGUGCUGCAUCGGGAACCAGUGUCAGUCACGUUGCCGAUAUCGUCGGUCCCGAGGGUGUUGUUUUCGCUGUUGAGUUCUCUCACCGUUCUGGUCGUGAUUUGAUCAACAUGGCCACUCACAGGACAAACGUCAUCCCCAUCGUUGAGGACGCUCGUCAUCCUCUGAAAUACCGCAUGUUGGUCGGUAUGGUCGAUUGUAUCUUUGCCGAUGUUGCCCAGCCUGACCAGGCCCGUAUCGUCGGAUUGAAUGCCCAUCUCUUCCUGAAGGCUGGCGGCGGUGUCGUCAUCAGUAUCAAGGCCAGUUGCAUUGACUCUACCGCUGCUGCCGAGGCUGUCUUUGCCAUGGAAGUCGAGAAGUUGAGGAAAGAGAAGAUCAAGCCCAAGGAGCAGUUGACUCUAGAGCCCUUCGAGCGCGACCACGCGCUCGUCGUAGGUGUCUACAACCGGGGCGACUAAGCGAUCGUGAGGGGCUGAUGUGUCUGGAAAUAAAUUCCAUGUAAAGUUCUGGAUGACGGGUAUGGGGUGCAUGGGUAUGAUCCUUCGUGGCUUAUAGUUUAAGAGAGGUACCUGUAUCUCUCUCUCUCGGUGAUUGACAUUUUCCGGCGUAACAGGCGCUAGAACUGCUCGGGUCAUUUGUUAGUUUGGUAAAAGCAAUCAAAUCGAAUCAUACCAAC